Molecule: messenger RNA, 823 nt
Organism: Catharus ustulatus (Swainson's thrush)
Lineage: Eukaryota; Metazoa; Chordata; Aves; Passeriformes; Turdidae
Gene: HOXB5
Product: homeobox B5
Exons: 2
Coding region: 1-786 (261 amino acids)
Biological process (GO): anterior/posterior pattern specification; regulation of transcription by RNA polymerase II
Cellular component (GO): nucleus
Molecular function (GO): DNA-binding transcription factor activity, RNA polymerase II-specific; RNA polymerase II cis-regulatory region sequence-specific DNA binding
Source: RefSeq, a predicted model, not a curated record
AUGAGCUCUUACUUUGUAAACUCGUUCUCAGGGCGCUACCCAAAUGGCCCCGACUAUCAGUUACUAAAUUAUGGGACCGGCAGUUCCAUGAACGGUUCUUACAGAGAUUCAAGCACCAUGCAUUCCAGCUCUUAUGGCUACAACUACAAUGGGAUGGACCUUAGCCUCAACCGCUCGGCCUCCUCCAGUCACUUUGGGGCCGAGAGCUCCCGCGGUUUCCCUUCUCCAGCUCAGGAGAGCAGGUUUAGACAGGCGUCCAGCUGCUCCUUAUCUUCUCCCGACUCCCUGCCCUGCUCCAACAGCGAGAGCCACGGAGGCAAACCCGCCCCGUCCCCCUCCGAGCCGGCUCCUGCUGCCAGCAGCACAAAUUUCACAGAACUAGACGAGACCAGCGCGUCCUCGGGAGCCGACGAGGGCACUCCACUAAGCAGCAGCAUCCCCCGAGCGCAGGCAGAGCCCAUCGCGACCUCCACGGCAGCGCCAGAGGGGCAGGCACCUCAGAUAUUCCCUUGGAUGAGGAAACUUCACAUUAGCCAUGACAUGACUGGACCAGACGGGAAGAGGGCGAGGACAGCGUACACUCGCUACCAGACCCUGGAGUUGGAAAAGGAAUUCCACUUCAAUAGAUAUCUCACCCGCAGGAGGAGGAUCGAGAUCGCUCACGCGCUCUGCCUCUCCGAGCGCCAGAUCAAAAUCUGGUUCCAGAACCGGCGCAUGAAGUGGAAGAAGGAUAAUAAACUGAAAAGCAUGAGCCUGGCCUCGGCGGGCAGCGCCUUCCAGCCCUAAAAACCCUCCAGGAGAGAGGGGGGAAAGGAAAAAAUAA